This is a messenger RNA of Bipolaris maydis ATCC 48331, 324 nucleotides long. Lineage: Eukaryota; Fungi; Ascomycota; Dothideomycetes; Pleosporales; Pleosporaceae. The record is from RefSeq and is a predicted model, not a curated record.
AUGCAAUUCCGCUCCAUCAUCCUCGCCGCCACCGGCCUGCUUUCUGUUGCCUACGCUGCCCCAGCUACCGGCAACGUUGUUUCUGAAAACCCGCUCUUCACUCGCCAGUGCCAACCAACUGGAUUUUGCGCAAAGUCCGUCGAUGCUUGCACUCAGCUCCAAUGCUGCUCCAAUGCGAAGCAGUUUACCCGACUGGACCAGCUAAUUAAUAGUAUCUCCUUUCACUCAACAGAGGUUGAGGCUUUGGCUGCAUAUCACUCUGGCUAUUCACUCACCCAGCUGCCCCAGCUGCCCCUUUACUCCAAUUACCACUCUUCUACUUAA